Arachis ipaensis is the source of this 1699-nucleotide messenger RNA. Its product is annotated as WRKY transcription factor 28. Lineage: Eukaryota; Viridiplantae; Streptophyta; Magnoliopsida; Fabales; Fabaceae. The record is from RefSeq and is a predicted model, not a curated record. Gene Ontology annotation, molecular function: DNA-binding transcription factor activity; sequence-specific DNA binding. Gene Ontology annotation, biological process: regulation of DNA-templated transcription.
GUUCCCUUUCCCAUAACAAGCAACCCUCAAAUUAAGUCUUAGCUGAAAUUUCAUUCUCAAAUUAAAAGCUACCUUUAUUAAUAUUAUUAUUAUUAUUAUUAUUAUUAUUAUUUAUUUGUCUUUCUCUUCCUUUGAUCACUCUCUUCUCUUCUUUUCUUCAAUCUUCUCCUCUUCUCUUCUUUUUUUCUCUUCUUUUUUUCCAUGGCUAAUGAAGAUAAAGAUCAAUUUCACUUUGACCCUUUCUAUUACAACAAUCAUGAACUCAACCAAUCAAACUUUCCCUUGUUUAGAAUGAUUACUACUUCUUCUUCAUCUCAUCAUCAUCAAGAAGGGUUUAUUGAUAACAACACUACAAGUUUCACUGAUUGUUUGUUACAUGGUAAUUCCAUGGAUUAUAACACUCUCUCUAGAGCCUUUGACUUGUCUUGUUCUUCACCUGAAGUCAUCUCAUCAUCCAUUGAUGAAAACAAGAAUCAACUACCAUCAACUGUUGUUGGUGGAGACUCAACAACACUCAAUUCCUCAGUUUCUUCUUCAUCUAAUGAAGCUGAUGCUUCACUCACUGAAGAAGACUCAUCAUCCAAAAGUACCAAGAAACAUGAGAAGCAACCAAAAGGGUGUGAAGAAGAAGAAGAAGAUGAAGAUGCAAAGUCUAAGAAAGAGAAUAAUAACAAUAAGCCAAAGAAGAAAGAGAAAAAGCCAAGAGAGCCACGCUUUGCAUUCAUGACCAAAAGUGAGAUUGAUCACCUUGAAGAUGGAUAUAGAUGGAGAAAAUAUGGACAGAAAGCAGUCAAAAAUAGUCCAUAUCCAAGGAGUUAUUAUAGAUGCACUACUCAGAAGUGCAAUGUGAAGAAGAGAGUGGAGAGGUCAUACCAAGAUCCAUCAAUUGUGAUCACAACAUAUGAAGGGCAGCACAACCACCACUGCCCGGCGACGCUCCGCGGCAGCGCCGCCAGCGUGUUUGCUUCUUCACCUUCCCUUUUUGCUUCCACAUCCCUAAUAAGGCCAACAAGUUUCCCCCAAGAUUUCCUCUCUCAAUUGCUUCCAACUUACACUACUAACAAUAGUAGCACCCAUCAACCACUAAUAAAUAAUAAUAAUCACCAUCAAAACCCUAUUUUCCAAUUAAACCUUGGCCAUAAUCCUCAUUAUCCUCCUCCUCCACCGCCACCACAAGAGCAUCAUCAUCAUCUUCAAUUCCCUCAUGACUAUGGCUUGUUGCAAGACCUACUACCUUCAUUCCCAGGCAAACAAGAACCUUAAUUUUGAAUUGCACUUCUCAAAAUGCAAUCUUGUUAGUAGGGUUUAUCACUGCAGUUAUGAUCAUGUUAUUAUUAUUAUACAUUUUUUCUGUAAUUUUUAUGUAUCUUAAUAUAUAUAGCUGCAACCGUAAUUAUGAAAUAUUAUUAUAUUUAGAAAAGAAAAAUCAUUGUACUCUUUCCAAUUUCCAUUAUAAUGUAGGUGCAAACUCAGAUACAGGCGACUUUAUGUGAAGUUGAUAGCUGAAAGCUGUUAAAUUAGUUUGACUGAUUUGAUUAAAUUUUUAUCUAACGGCUUUCAGCUAUCAACUUCACGUGAAGUCAAAUGCACAUGAGUUUCCACCUAUAAUGUAUUAUUGCAUUGUGGGGCUUUAUUUGUAGUGAAUUACACUGUUCAUAUAUAUUUAUUAAAGAGUAGAUAUAAAAGAUAUACCUAUUUA